CCAAUCAGAAAAAGUUCAUUCUCGCUAGCAAUAGACAUCGAAUUUGCAGUACAAAAGAUUCCUCCGUCCCUUUUCUAUAAAAUAAUCUUUUGACUUGCCUUGUACCUACUACAAAAUCUCAAUAAAAACAUUUGUUUCAGUAAUGCGGGGUGGGGGUGACGUUUGUUGUCGCGAUGGCGCGCGCGCAGCAGCUGCGUUUGCUGCUAUGGAAGGACUACCUCAUACGGAAACGGAAACUGAUAACUCUUGUAGGGAUAGCAUGGGCUAUAGCAGUCAUGUCCAGCUUAUACAUAGUAAGAGUAAAUGUAGAUAAUCAAGACUUCCCCACAUGUUCAUUUCCAGCUCGAGCGCUGCCCAGCUCUGGGCUACUAACGUUCCUGCAAUCUUUCUUAUGUGGUGUAAAUAAUGAAUGCUCGCCGAUGAAUCAAUUCGACGAAAUACCCACUUACGAAGAUUCCAAAUUAACCCAAUUGCAGCGUAAGUUCUCACCGUUGAUAUACAACGAGACCGUCUUAGAUGUGGCUGGAACAACGCCGGACGCAUUGAAACUGCUCUCCACGUUGACCGACAUCGUGGACCAACCAACCUUUGUUGAUAUCAGCAAAAAUGGUUUACGUGUUAAGGACCUUUUCAAAAGUCCGGACAGAGUGAAAAGAACAAUAGCUUCAGAGUUGCAUCUUCCAAAUGAAGUGACUGACGCGGUCAUGUCGGCAGAAAUCAGUUUCCAAGGUUUGCUUAAAGGAGGGUUAGACAGAUGUAGCGCACAAUUCCUAUCAGACAUUCUUACAAUACAAGACAAAGAACAAGUGGAUAUUUUAGCAAAAAAGCUAUGUUCUCUAUCUGAUGAGCAGUUGCAAAAGAUAGCAAUAAAACUCAUGAUGGAAGUGAAUUUUGAGAAAUACAUUGUUAUGGUUGGCGACAUGUACUAUAAAUUGUCUGGUGAUAACAGCAUCUCCCAGCUGGGUGCCACAUUAUCUGCGGUGAUGCACAUGACCAGAAUCGAGAGCUUCUUACCUCCAGAACUAGUCAAUUUGUUUCUGGGAACAGAUGCUGAGUUCAGUUACUUCAAUAUGACUAUAAUACCAAAGAUAAUCAAAACCUUUGAACCAACGUUCGGUGACACUGAAGUCUAUAAAACACUUAACGAUUUGUCCGAAGCACUAGUAACAGGAGUACGAUAUUUAAACAGAAUAGUCAAACCAGCAACAAACAGUGCCAUCGAUGACCUCAGGGUUAAGGAAGAUGGACCAAUAAGUAUUUUACCAGCUGCACAGCUUUUCAGAAAUGCAAUCACAGUAUUUGAAGAGACUACGAAUAAUACUUCAGAUGGAGUUUUUAAUGUGAUAGGUCAAAUAACCAAGUUCAUAUACAAGUUCCUACCAGACGAUAUCAAAUUCGAAGUGUCAUUUUACUCAACCUUGUUCGCAAAACUCAUGGAAGGAGCUCUUAAAGUUAUCGAUAUAAACACGCACAUUCAGCAGAUGGCCUAUGACGUGUCCUUGAGGAACGCCGACGGUGUUAAAGUUUUGACAAGUCUGCCAGUUAAUGUUGUGGGAAAAGGGUUCGAUGCUUUGGCUGAUGCUGAAAGGACACAGAUCCUGACAUCGAAACUGAAUUUCCCAAAUCAGAUGUUUUGCGACAGCAGUAGGAUCGCAGGGUUCUUCUGGAUUUCAAAAAAUGAAGCCGAUGAUUUGAAGAAUAUUUUGUGUACCAACGCGUGGAAAGCCUACAUUAGCGAUUUGAUCAAAUCAUUUGGAAUUUACGACGUCAAAGAUAAUAUAAAUAUAAUGGCUUCAUUGGUCAUUCAAAGAACUUUGGGCAAGGACGUAACUGACCAGUUGUAUUCACUAGAAAGAACGUUUGAUGUGAUAAAGAACUUUACAAAUGCACUGAGUAAAAUUCACGAAGUGGAGAAACCCGAAGUUGAAUGGCUCAAACUGUUCAAUGUAACUGAAGAUUCAGAAUUUAUGAAAGUCGUCAAAGCGAAAGGACAUCUUGGAAAGCAAAUGUUAAUAACAGUCCACGGUGCUCUAGCUAAAGAGGUAGUUAAGCAGAAUCCAUUGCUUGAGUACAAAAUAUCUCCGACCUUGAUAGACAUCACCACAAUUGUAGGAGCCAUCAAUGAACAACUUGGACUAAUGCCACCAGAGUUGAUAGUGAAAUUGAAGAAACAGUAUCCUGAUAUCCUGCAGACAAUGUUAUUGACCAUGCUUAGUGAAGAGAAGACCUACAAAUGCCUUUCAACGUCAUCUAACGACAUCGUGUGCAGCAAUAACAGAACCUUAGCUUCUGCAUCAUCAUACUUGGAGUUCCCUGCAACUGCUGAAGACGAUCUCGUUUCAACACUUUGCGACACAUCCGAAGUCAUUGAGAAUGGUUUGAAAGCCGACUCUAUAAUUGCUAAGGCUAUAGUCAAAGUAUCAAAUUCGUCCCACAGUCCAUUAGAAAUGAUAAACUGGACCAAACUGAUAAACAAUGUGAAGGGUUUAUACAUGAAACUGAAUACAGACUUGCCAUACCUUUUCGAAUACAAAACAUAUGGCAUGAAUGAGGAGGUACAAUCUCGAGUUAUGCAAUUAAUGGAGGCGGCUAAAGAGUUCUGGUUCAAUUUAAGUCACAUCGACAGAAGUGUGCAUUUAAGUUUGAAGUUACUGUUUCGUCUCCUCGAUUUGAUGGACCACGAAAUCUUCAACAUUAGUGAUAAAGUCUGGAUCACAGUUAAACAGGUCCUCAGCGUGUCUACUGGACCAUUUAAUAUCAUCGCGGACAUUAUUGAAGACUUGAACGCACUCAUCAGCAACAAAGAAACGUAUACAUCAAAAUUGCCGGGAAAGACCACAAUGGCUCUGAGUGCUAUUGUGCCAAACGUGCCACAUUUGUUUGUGGACCUUGCCAACAUCAUUGUCAACGAUGACACUGACACAACACCAAUUAUCGCCCUAAUGAACUCAAACCCACCUUGGCCAUGUUCCACCAUCAGUAUCUCGGAACAUUUGACCCUGAGCGACAAUUCCAAGAUGGCGGUGAAAGGAAUGGAAACUCUGAUCUGUCUGGAUAUGGAGUUACAACAAGAGUGGAAAGACUAUAUCGAUGAAAAUAGUCUUAAUGAAUCCAGUCCACACAUAUUCCUGAAGUUCUCAUCAGUGCUAGACUCCCUGAUAUCCGGUGUGAGCUCUCUACGUCUAAUUCUGAGUGAUGUCUUCAAUGAGAACUCCACAGUCAUCAACGGAGAUAUGAGUCUGAUGGCCGCGUGGAAGUAUGCCGUAGAUACUAUCAACGCUUCUGAUAAGAAUGUCACUUUUAGCAAUUUCUUCACCAAAUUCGACACUGUUCUCACGGCAGUCAAUACUGGUGUCACAAACCAGCCCACCAGCUCCAUCUGGGAGGAUUUCGUCAAAUGCAGCAACAAGAGUUUGAUCACAGAUGACUGCAAACUGAUCGGCAGGGCCGCCUGGAAAUUCACAUUGGAAUCAUUGUCAGUGGCCCUGGAGAACAUGGCGGGUGACCUGAUGACGUAUUUCAAAGAAGUUCACGAGCCUGAUUCCAACUUACUUCAACUGCUCGGGUUUACAAGAAGAACCGGACUUUAUAUUCUGUACGAUAAGCUGCCCGAAUUCAUAGGGACUUUAAUCAAUUCUUAUUGGGACUACGGUUUUAUGACCCAGAUACGAAGAGCAUCACUUUCGGAGUUUUGGGAUUGUGAAGCAGUAUUAGACUCCCUUGUCCCUCUACCAGGAAACGGGAUAGAUUCUUCCACAAUAGAGAAAGUCAAACCACUUGUCUGUCCGUCACUGCUGCAUUGGAUAUCACUACCAAGAGGAGACAAUACACUUCUUGAUGUUAUCGCUAAACCUCAAUAUUACUUCUUCACAUUACCAGUACAAAAUUUAUCAAGCAGUUACAAAAACGCGUUUAACAAAGCAACUGAUCUCACCAACUUACUAAUGGAAAUAGCUAAAGAAAAUGAAACUCUUAUAACAGAAAACGACGUAAAAUUAAACACCAUCCAAGAUAAAGUUUCAAAAACUGUAGACAAAAUUUUAAAUUAUAAAAUCAAUGCGUCUGAUCCAUCAUAUAGAUUGUAUACUGAAAUUAAUAGAAAGCAAAUCCACUCCAUGACUUACUUGACCAGAAUUGUAGCUGUUAUAAAUAAAUUGGCAACAGCAAUGGAUAACCUAAAAGUUGAUGAAAUUAAAACUGAUCAGAAUGAGGCUGAUUUGAAAAAACUUGACAAAGACUUGUAUAGCAUACAAAAAAUGUUUAAAAGAAGACCUUCGGAUGCGGUUGCAUUACAUUUUGAUGUACUUACAAAGAUAGUAUGGACCAAUGAUAAAAGGUUUCAAAUUGUAAACGGCUUGGAUGAAAUGUGUGAAGAUAUGAAGACUAAUGAUACUACCAAUGAUAUUCUUAAUGAAGGAGAUAGGUUAAAAGCGCAGAUUUGUGCUAAAAAUUAUAAAUCAGUGUACGGAGCGAUAGAAAAUACUAUAACAGAAGAUUUUGAGGAUUCUAAACAAGCAUUGUCCAAAUUGGUUGAUGUUUUACAAUACGGCGAUAUACAGAAUAUAACUAAUAUCUCAGAAUUUCUCAACCAAAGAAAACAACUAAUAAAAACUAUGAAAUCAUCAAUCAAAUAUGCCUACGACCUAAGCAUUCCAGUCUAUCUGAAAUAUCUACAGAAUAGUUUGGAGAACUACAACGUCAUCCUGAGUUUCCUUGCCGGUGACGACUGGUGGGGUGAACUGAGGACUUUGUACAAUGGACCUCAUGCUAACACCUUUUUGGAUACAGUGGAGAUGAGCUGUGAUAUCGCUGAAGAUAUACUGUCGAAACUGGAUAACAUACAUUUAGUACGUCUCCUACAUGAUAUAGACGUUAACAACUCGGCAGCAUUCUGCCGGUCAAAUGUUACGCUCUCAGACUACAUACCAGACGUCACGGGAGCUUUGUCUAAACUGAAACAAGAUGUGUGUGGAACUGACAGAGUGGAGGUCCUGAGGGAAAUUCCUCCACUAGUUUUUGCGUCACAGGGCUACGACAGCAACCUCAAAUUAUCCAAAGAUGUUAACUACACAACUCUAAAUGAUGUCAUAUUGAAAACAGAAUUUAACCUUAAAAAAGUCGAAGAUGGUCCGAAAUCUCCCGAAAAACCAAGCUGGAUAAGCGAUGAUAAAAUAUCCAGGCUGAGAAAAGUGGCUUCGCAGUUGAUGUCCAAGGAAUCCUUGACAAAGAUAGCUUUUGGACUGACAGGGAACGUAGUUGAUGCUUCGACAUUGUUUUUGAACAAUAGUCAAUGCGUCCUCUGCUCAAAAUUCACGUCCUGGUUCAAGCAGAUCAAUCUCCAACUGAUCAAGAAACAGGAGUACGACAACCUUCUCUGUCACCUCCCCACCAUGUCGCUGGAGGAGGUACAUCAUACCCUGAAGAACGACUUCCAUUGGGACAUGGCUAUCAGAGAGCUUAUAUCGUCCAGAAAUUACACAAAGUACGAGAUGAACAAGUCAGUCAACGAGAUGCUGGAACAGGUGAAGCUGCAUCUCCUGGAAGACCUGACGUCGAACAGCAGCAAGCUGGAGGGCUGUCUCGCGAGGAAUGUCAGCAGGAAUGAAUUCGGGAAUGCAACUAUAUUCCUAUCAGUGCUAGCAUACACAAUCAGGAUGGUCAGGGCGGAGCUGCCGCAUUUUCACGAAGUAGAAGGCAUAAAAGAAGUGCCGUACUUAAAGAAGCUCGCUUCAGAAGUAGCUCAUAAGCUAGAAGUCAUAGCACCACUGAAGGAGUACCUUUUGAAAGAUAACAAUUUGAGCAAACAGCUAAGAAGUGUAGUGUCAAAUGAUUUGGCAAAGGAAAUUGAAGAUGCCGACAUAAAUUUGCAUCUCAUUGGUAAUUACACCCAACUUUCAAUAAAAAAGUAUCUCCGCCUAUCAAAACACGACUGGUUCAACGUUUGUAAUGAUACCAAUUGUGAUGUCCUGUCCGAUAUGGUGUACAAAAAUAUCAACAAAACCUUGGUUAAUAAGAAUUUGCCAAAACUGCAAUCCGAAGAAUAUUGGCGAUUCACCUUCGCGUCUAACAUUCUUUAUCACGUGGAGAAUAUUAUUCACCAUGCUAGUCGCCUGCUCGGCUUGGCUAGCAAUCUGGACGUGUCAGGAGCUAUGGAGGGGCGAUUAACUUCUGUUAUAGAUUUGUUGAUGGAGAUCCUUAGUGAUUACAUGCUAAAUGGAAUAGUUUAUAGUGUCCAAGGCAUUGAAAAUGUACUGCAGCCAAUUUUGCAUGGAACCCCUCUGGAGUUUGACCUGGAUGCAGUCACCAAAGGUCUGGUCAUCCUCAAUGAUAUGAGAAGACAACUAGUAGAACAGGAUGAGCUCAAAGUGGAAGUGUCAACCCUGUUCUCCGACCCGGAACGACUGGAGACGGCCAUGAACCGCAUCGGAAUAAAUAACACCAACUUCUGGUCCAUCGCCGCGCCUCGUAUACACGCUGGACAUCUCAAACUGAAACCUCUCUUCACUUCAAAAGCUGGAGACUAUCACAUCUCCCGUUUCGUCUGCCACCCAGAUUGGAUGUCCAAGGUCAUAGCUCCUGCUAAUCUGGACGUGGUGACCGCUGAAGAUGUUUACGCGGCUGUGAUCGACCAAUUUUGUGUAAUUUCCGAUGGCCAAGCGAAGAAGGUUGCCCUGGUGAUGAUGCAGAAUCUCAACUUCAGCUUUAUUAUGGACCAGGUGACAGAAGUUCUCCUGGUGAAGCUAUACAACGCUUCCCAACUCACAGAGUCUGAAGGAGCCGCGGUUCUCCACAGUCUACCACAAAUGGCUGCACUACUUCCCACCAUUCAGAGCAGUGUUGGCGAUUUGACUGAUAAUUUGGCCAAAGAACCACUUUUCCAGGAGUUGAAGAACUUCAGCUCUGUCGGAAGUCUUCUGUCUUCUGCCAACUUCAUGUCGAGUGCCGGCAGUAUGAUGUGCGGGAAACCAUUUUAUCCAAACGUCAACCGGUUCUACAAGACCGUGGUUCAGGCCAAGGACUUCUCCUCGGAGCCUGACCAGGCUCAACUGGACGUUUUGCCCACUGACUUCUGCCGCUCGCUGUACUCCGAUAUCAUCAACGUGGAGGGCGGUAAGAUAGUGUGGAGCUUCGUCAAGCCUCUGCUGAUGGGGAAGAUCCUGUAUACUCCUGAUACUCCACUUGUGCACAGGAUUAUUGAAAAGGCAAAUGCAAGCUUCGCUCACAUGACCAAACUGACAGGUCUGGUGCACUCCUUCUCCAGAUCCUUCUCAUCCGUGGACAAGUUGUCCAAACACAAAGAUGGAGUCGCAGCAUUGAGGAACAUCUUGAGAUCACCGAGUUUUGGAGAACUGAGGAACAGUCUGCUUGGAGACUGGGAGAUACCUGAUAUGGACGUGGACGGGUUGUUCGAUGAUUUUGAUGAUUUGAAGGGUAUCGGUAACCUGCUAACCAAGGCCUCAGACCUUCUUCAGUGCAUCAACCUGAACCGCUUCCACGCGAUGCCUGACGAGUACCAGCUCAUACAUAAUGCUGCCAAACUCAGUGUCGUCAAUGAAUUCUCAGCUGGUCUCGUCUUUCUGAACGCAGAAAAAUAUACAGAAGUCCCAACCAACAUUGAAUACAAAAUCAGAAUGGACAUCGAUAAUGUGCCUACUACGACCAGGACAAGGAAUUACAUGUGGACACCGGGGCCUGAAGCGAAUUUUCUAGAAGACAUGAGGUACUUCCGCGGCUUCAUUCAGAUCCAGGACCUGGUUGACCGAGCCAUCAUAGAUCUUGCUCGAAACAAGACCAGGUCGAAACGGGAGGCGAGGGAGGAGAUGAAAUGGGCGGUGUACACGCAGCAGACUCCCUAUCCUUGCUAUAGGAAAGAUUUCUUCCAGACGUCUCUGUACGAGUCUCAAGCAUUGCUGGUGGCGUUCUUCUUCUCACUUCUUUACACUGUGGCUUCUGCCGUCCGGUUCAUGGUUGCUGAUAAGGAAUCAGGGAAUACGAUGCUAAUGUCUGUAAUGGGCGUAGACCUCUCCUACCACACGUUGUCGUGGUUCAUCGCGUCUCUCACCGAAAUGACGGCGACAUGCGCGUGCGUCGCCGCCGUGCUGUGGCUGGGGGGGAUACUACCGAGGACUGCGCCGAGUCUCAUCUUCUCAAUACUCUUCGUUUUUGGAGUAUCCGUGCUGUGUUUCUGUUACAUGCUCUCCAAGCUGUUUUCCCAAGCGAGUCUGGCGGCGGUAUGUUCGGCUAUAGCGUAUUUGAUCACAUUCAUGCCGAUCGUUCUUAUUCUCUCGUUGGAAGCCGUCAUGUCCGCAUCGUACAAGAUUAUUGUGUGCCUGUCGAUGUCCUCCGCAUUAUGCUACUCCUUCCUCUACAUCGCCCGGUACGAAGCCAUGGGCGUGGGCGCGACCUGGGACCAGCUGUGGACUGCCCCGGUGGACGGCGAAGACAUGAGCAUAGGAAUGGCAGCCGCCAUGUUGGUUUUCGAUGCCGGACUAUAUUUGGCUAUUGGCUGGCUUAUCGAUAGAUUCUUUGGCCCUAAAACAUUACGAAGCAACAUCACUCACUGCGUGACCUCCGGUGAGAAGGCCGGUGUCAGCAUCGUCAAUAUCACCAAGGUCUACAACGAAGGCUCUAGAAGGCAGAAACUGGCUCUGGACAAUGUUUCCGUGGAGUUGCACAAAGGGCAGAUCACGACGUUGUUGGGUCACAACGGUGCUGGUAAAACCACACUUAUUAACAUCCUGACCGGCAUGCUGAAGCCCACAAAAGGUCACGUGACGAUCAGGUCUGAAAGCCCAAGCGGCACCCGCCUGGGUUUGUGUCCUCAGAAAGACGUCCUCUUCGAGUACAUGAGUGCGAGGGAACACGUGGCCUUGUACGCUCAGCUGAAGACCGGUCUCUCUAUGGAGGCUGUGAGAGACGAGGUUGAGAGUAUGCUCCAAGUAUUAUCCCUGGGUCAAAUGGCGUCAUCUCCAGUCUGCCGUCUCUCUGGGGGGACCAGAAGGCGUGUGUGCGUGGGUCUGGCGUUCGUGGGUCGCCCGCAGUUAGUGGUGCUGGACGAACCCACAGCUGGGGUUGACCCGGCUGCUAGGCGCGACAUAUGGUCAAUGAUAGUGAAGCUCAAAGAAGACAGGACGAUUCUUCUAACUACCCACCAUUUGGAUGAAGCAGAGCUGCUGAGCGAUCAAAUUGUAAUAAUGCACAAGGGUCAAAUCCACACGACUGGUUCCCCAAUCGAAAUCAAACGCACCCUGGGCACUGGCUACAAGCUUAACGUCUUCUUCCCGAAGAAGGAAGACUUGCCUGAUGAAGAAGACUUCUCCAUUGAGGAGAAGACCAAAGAACUAUUGGCCUUGGUGCGCGACAUCAUCAAGAAUGGUUAUUUGAUGGACGUGAUCGGUGUGGAAGUGGAAAUUGCUCUGCCGUUCUUUGAUACUAACGGAUUGAACAACAACUUCCUCCAACUAUGCGAGGUGUUAGAAGGCGCCCAGUCUGCGUUAGGUUACCAGAACUACAGUCUGGACUGCAGCAGUCUGGAACAGGUGUUCUUCAACAUCUGCGACCAAAUGGACACGGCACCACAUUCUAUUGAAUACAUGCCAGAAGACUCUCCAUCCAAGAGCGCUUCCAGCACCAGCAUUAGGAAUGACAGCGUUCCUCUUGUAAGUGGAGACGGGCCUCUGAAGGGCACCCUUUGUCAACAGUUCCUGGCACUACUUUAUGCCAGAUACAUACAUUAUACUCGGAACAGAUGGCUUCUCUUCCUGCUGAUAGUAUUACCGUCUCUCUUCGUGACCAUCGCCAUGGCCUUCUCCACGAUCAGGCCUCCAGCUGACAACGAGAUCUCCCUGAAACUAGACCCAAGCCUGUAUCAAAAUGCCACGGAAUUCAUUAUAUCUAGUCCAUCGGUGUACUCAAAAGAUAUGGAUCCAUCAUUUGCCCAGAAUGUUAUGGCUACACUAAGGAUGGACAAGGAAUUCAAGAACUGGACAAAAGACGAUACGCCGACAUGCGCUUGUAGUGAAACGCAUCAAAUAUGCAACUUUACAGACACACAGACAAGACCUCGGAUGAUGAUACUGCCAAAUGUAAAUGUCACUAACGACUGGCUUAUAGCAACACAGGAGAUGUACAUCGAGAAAAGAUACGGCGGCUUUUCAUCAGCUCUGAAGAACAACAAGACGAUCUUAGUCGCCUGGUACAACAAUAAGGGUCACCAUUCAAUGCCGGCCUUCCUCAGCGCUCUCAACACAGCCGCCUUGAAGGCAGCAGCCGGGGAAUCAGCCUCCAUCACAACUUACUCUCACCCCAUGAAGAUCUCUAAGGAGCAGAUCUCCAAGGACACCGUGUACCAGCACGUCGCCGACGCCGGCAUCUCCGGGCUGGUGCUGAUAGCGUGCAGCCUGGUGGGGGCGGGGUCCGCCGCCGCGCUGGUGGCCGCCAGGGUCAGCCAGCAGAAGCGGUUGCAUUACCUGAGCGGGGUGCCCCCGGCCUUGUACUGGGGAGUCGCGCUCGCUUGGGACAUGAUCAUAAUAACAAUCAACAUGGUGAUCACGGUGAUAGUGAUGGAAGCCUUCCACUUCCCAGUGUUCGUGGCGAGGAACAACCUGCCGGCUAUCUGCGUACUCAUAUUGUUGUUUGGCUAUGCUUGCGGCAACCUCGUCCACUUGUCUGAGAAGCUGUUCACUGACCCCAGCAUGGCCAACAUGGUCCUUUUCUGCGGGAACACCUUCCUGGGACUGUCUGGGAUCGCCCUGCUCCUCAUAUUGGACAUCAUCUCCGAAUCUGAGGCUACAGAUAACGCGCGCUGGGUCCUCCACAAGAUCUUCAUGCUGUCACCUCAGUUCGCCUUGGGAGAUGGACUCUUGGAGAUCGCGAAGAACACUAUUCAGGCACAGGUCCUCGGCCGCUUCGGAAUGGAAACCUACCGGGACCCAUUCUCCAGCGACCUCAUAGCGCUCCAUUGCACUGCCCUGGUCGUGGUCGGCACAUUCCUGAUGCUGCUCAAUUUGGCUGUCGAAUAUGAUUACUUUGAAGGGAUUCUUGCCAGAUUCAGCAAAGAAUCGAUUCCUGAACAAUCCGGCGAGAUGGAAGAAGUUGAGGUGUCGGAGGAGCGCCGCCGCGUGAAGAACGCUAUCAGCCGGGCGGGCGACGCGCAGGUCACGCUGCGCACCAUCGGCAACAUCAACGCUGGUUUCGUGAACACAGAGGAUUGCAACAAGAAGUCACCAAAACGCAUGGCGUCGGCGGACUCCGACGUGGCGGCCUGUGUGGACCUCAGCAAGGUUUACUGGACGCUGGGCAAACCCAGGGUCGCUGUUAGAGCGCUCACGCUUGGCUUCCCGGCUGGACAGUGCACAGCAUUACUUGGCCAAAACGGGGCAGGCAAGUCGACCACGUUCGCCAUGCUGACCGGUCAGGUCAGGCCGAGCUCGGGUCAGGUGUACCUCCACGGCCGCCCUGUCAGCGCCAGGCAACUUUGUCAAGGCCAUAUCAGCUACUGCCCUCAGAGUGACGCCAUAGAUCCCCUGAUGACGGUCAGGGAAACACUGAUCAUGUAUUGCAGGCUGCGCGGGAUCACUGAGCAAGAUGAUGUGAUCCGCCGUACCCUGGACGCGUUUUCCCUGAGCCGCUACGGCGACGUGCGCUGUGGCGCCCUCAGCGGCGGCAACAAGAGGAAACUCUGCGCCGCCAUCGCCAUGAUGGGCAGGAACGACUUGGUGCUGUUGGACGAGCCUACCAGCGGCAUGGACCCGGCGUCGCGCGCAUGCGUGCGGCGCGCCGUGCGGGCGGCGUGCGCGCGCGGGCGCGGCGUGCUGCUGAGCACGCACGCGCUGGCGGACGCGCGCCGCCUCGCCGCGCGCGUCGCGCUGCUGCGGGCCGCGCUCGCGCUCGUCGCCGGCCUCCACUCCCCCCACAGGUAGU
Messenger RNA from Amyelois transitella, 11922 nucleotides. It is a transcript of the gene ldd, whose product is annotated as phospholipid-transporting ATPase ABCA1. Gene Ontology annotation, molecular function: ATP binding; ABC-type transporter activity; ATP hydrolysis activity. NCBI's taxonomy places the organism in Eukaryota, Metazoa, Arthropoda, Insecta, Lepidoptera, Pyralidae. Gene Ontology annotation, biological process: lipid transport; transmembrane transport. Gene Ontology annotation, cellular component: intracellular membrane-bounded organelle; membrane. Bases 174 to 11921 code for a protein of 3915 amino acids. The record is from RefSeq and is a predicted model, not a curated record. The transcript is spliced from 66 exons.